This is a messenger RNA of Raphanus sativus (radish), 2979 nucleotides long. Its product is annotated as putative respiratory burst oxidase homolog protein G. Gene Ontology annotation, molecular function: calcium ion binding; NAD(P)H oxidase H2O2-forming activity; peroxidase activity. Bases 223 to 2730 code for a protein of 835 amino acids. The record is from RefSeq and is a predicted model, not a curated record. NCBI's taxonomy places the organism in Eukaryota, Viridiplantae, Streptophyta, Magnoliopsida, Brassicales, Brassicaceae. Gene Ontology annotation, cellular component: plasma membrane. The transcript is spliced from 11 exons.
AACACAAUUUAAUAUAUAACGAAGCCCAUAACAUAACGCAUUAUGCAAAUAUCUCUCGUAUGACAUCCCAAAGAGUUUCACAAUAAGAUCUUCAGAGCAUUGACUUGAGAUGCAAGAACUGAACGAGUCUGUUUAGUCAUCCUUUUUCUUGGUCCUGUUUUAGUUCCAGUUGAAAUCUUCACUUAGGGGAGUUUUCUUUGCAUAGAGUCAGCUUUGAAGUAAAUGACUAUGACUUCUGAGACAGAGGAAGAGAACAGCAGCGACAUAGUUCCCCUAAGCGGAUCUUUUCGGUCGACCGACCACAAUCCUGUGAUGGAAAGCGUUGGAGACGCAGCCGGAUCCGGCGUAAGGAAGAAUCCGGAGAAAACACGGAAGGGCCUGGUGAACCAGAUCAAGCGCUUUGCAGGAAAGCCAGCUCGGUUGGACCGAUCAAAGUCAACGACCGGUCAGGCCUUGAAAGGGCUCAUGUUCAUCAGCAAAGCUGACGGUGGGGAUGGCUGGACCGCCGUGGAGAAGAGGUUUGAAAGGAUCACGAAAACUACUGAGGGAUUGCUGAUUAGGUCAAAGUUCGGUGAAUGUAUAGGAAUGAAGUCAAAGGACUUUGCUUUGGUUUUGUUUGACGCAUUAGCUAGAAGAAAGAAUAUGACAGGGGAAGUGAUUGAUAAGGUCAUUUUAAAGGAAUUCUGGGAACAAAUAAGUGAUCAAAAUUUUGAUUCAAGGCUUAUGAUAUUCUUUGACAUGAUGGAUAAAGACGGCGAUGGUAGACUAACUGAAGACGAAGUUAGACAGGUCAUCAAUCUUAGUUCGUCAACCAACAAUCUGUCGGCCAUCCAGAAAAAGGCAGAUGAAUAUGCAGCAAUGAUUAUGGAAGAGCUUGACCCAUAUAAUAUAGGAUACAUCAUGGUAGAAAGUCUUAAAAAUUUGCUUAUGAAAGCAGAAACAGAAACACUAGCUGAAAUCACAAAUAGCCAAGAUACAAAGCAAUUCAUUGAGAAGCUUAAGCCUACGCCUGAUCCUAACCCGUUAAGGAGAUGGUACCGUGGACUCGGAUUCUUUGUUCUAGAUAGCUGGCAGAGAAUUUGGGUGAUAGCGCUAUGGCUCAUUAUUAUGGCCAUCCUCUUUACAUACAAAUAUAUUCAAUACAAAAAUAGAGCAGUCUAUGAAGUGUUGGGGCAUUGUGUGUGUUUUGCUAAAGGUUCAGCAGAGACGUUGAAGCUGAAUAUGGCCUUGAUUCUGUUACCUGUAUGCAGAAAUACCAUCACAUGGCUUAGAAAUAACACUAGGUUGGGUGUUUUGGUCCCUUUUGAUGACAACAUCAACUUUCAUAAGGUUAUAGCAGUCGGAAUUACGAUAGGAGUAAGCAUACACUCGAUUGCCCACUUGGCUUGCGAUUUUCCACGGCUGAUCGCAGCAACUCCAGAGGAAUACAAGCCUCUAGGAAAAUACUUUGGAGAAGAACAACCUAAGAGAUACUCACAGUUUGUGAAAUCAACAGAAGGUAUAACAGGACUCGUAAUGGUUUUCUUGAUGGCGAUUGCUUUUACACUAGCACUGCCUUGGUUUAGACGAGGGAAGCUAGAGAAAACGCUUCCCGGGCCACUAAAGAAACUCGCUAGCUUCAAUGCCUUUUGGUACACUCAUCAUUUGUUCAUUGUAGUCUACAUUCUCCUUAUCGUUCACGGGUACUACUUGUAUCUCAGUAAGGAAUGGUACAAGAAAACGACAUGGAUGUUUUUAGCAGUACCAAUAGCUCUUUAUGCAUGCGAGAGACUAAUACGAGCAUUCAGAUCCAGCAUCAUGACGGUGAAAGUUGUUAACGCUGCGGUUUAUCCUGGAAACGUAACGACUUUGAAAAUUUCAAGGACUAAACACUUCAAAUACAAAAGCGGUCAAUACAUGUUUGUAAACUGCCCAAAAGUCUCACCAUUUGAGUGGCAUCCAUUUUCAAUAACUUCUGCACCACAAGACGGCUAUUUGAGCGUACAUAUAAAAGCAGACGGAGAUUGGACAAAGGCUAUUAAAAGAGUUUUCUCUCAGGUGAUCUCUAAACAAACUCCGGUUAGAGACACGUCGCAUGGUGCAAAUAAUCCCAAUUACCCCAAAAUCAUGAUUGAUGGUCCGUACGGCGCACCAGCACAAGAAUACAAGAAAUACGAGGUGGUUUUGCUGGUCGGUCUUGGGAUCGGUGCCACUCCGAUGAUCAGCAUUAUUAAGGACAUUAUCAACAAUAUGUAUGCCAUGGAAAACGCUAAACUCCACCAAAUGGAGAAUGGAUUGCAAAGGGAGCAACAAGACAAAAACGAAAAAUUCAAGACGCGAAGAGCUUACUUCUACUGGGUAACGAGGGAGCAGGGCACGUAUGAUUGGUUCAAAAACAUCAUGAACGAAAUCGCAGAACGUGACGUAAACAAAAUCAUAGAACUACAUAACUAUUGCACUAGCGUAUUCGAAGAAGAUGACGCUCGCUCUGCCCUCGUACGUAUGCUUCAGUCCAUAGCUUAUGCCAAGAGUGGUAAGGACAUUGUCUCUGACACAAGGGUCAUGUCCCACUUCGCCAAACCUAAUUGGGAAGACGUGUACAACAAGAUAGCCAUGGAUCAUCCAGAUGGCACUAAUGUUGGAGUGUUCUAUUGUGGAUCUCCCGUAUUGACAAAGGAGUUAAGGCGUCUAGCUUUGGAAUUCACACACAAGACAAAGAUUAGAUUCUCCUUCCACAAAGAGAACUUCUAAUUAAGGACGAUGAAGGUUAUAUCCACAAUGCUGAUAUAAGCAUGUUGACUAACAAGAUAAUGAAAAUUACUGUGGAGAGCGUAAGUGUGUUAUGUUUGUGUUUAAGUUUUUAAUUUGUGUGGUUGGUUUUGUUCUUCUUUUCUGAAUACAACGUGGAUGGUGAUAAGGUGAAAGUGUGUUUUUUUUACAUCAAGAACAAAGUGUGUGUUGAGAGAUUUUUUAUUUUAAGUAUUCAGUAUUCAAAACUAA